Mastomys coucha (southern multimammate mouse) is the source of this 2973-nucleotide messenger RNA. RefSeq names its product vesicle associated membrane protein 5 (gene Vamp5). Lineage: Eukaryota; Metazoa; Chordata; Mammalia; Rodentia; Muridae. Gene Ontology annotation, biological process: Golgi to plasma membrane protein transport. The transcript has 4 exons. The record is from RefSeq and is a predicted model, not a curated record. Gene Ontology annotation, cellular component: plasma membrane. Bases 98 to 406 code for a protein of 102 amino acids.
CCGCCCCACGGCUUCCUCCCGGGCUGCGGGCACUGAGGCCGCGCGGGGCAGAGGAGUCGGAGCCGGCAAGCAGGCAGCGGCGGCGGCUGCGGAGGCGAUGGCAGGGAAAGAACUGAAGCAAUGCCAGCAGCAGGCGGACGAAGUGACAGAAAUCAUGCUCAACAAUUUCAAAAGGGUCCUGGAGCGUGAUGGCAAGCUGGCAGAGUUGGAGCAGCGCUCAGACCAGCUCCUGGACAUGAGUUCUGCCUUCAGCAAGACAACCAAGACUUUAGCCCAGCAGAAGCGCUGGGAGAAUAUCCGGUGCCGGGUCUACUUGGGGCUAGCAGUGGCUGGGGGCCUGCUCAUCAUCCUGAUUGUGCUGCUGGUCAUCUUUCUUCCAAGUGGUGGGGACACUAGUAAACCAUAGGCCUAGGAUGCAGGCACUGCCUUAGGAACUGGGAACUGACCCAGCCCAGCCUGAAGGAGAGGCUGAAUGGAUGCACUGGCUUGUUCAGGUCUCCAGAGAAUCUUGGUGUUUGCCUCCAACUAGGACAUCUGAGUGACUGCUGAAGGACAUCCUGGAUAUGUGCACCUCUGCAUCUCCUAUCAUGCCAUGGACUGGCCCUUGAGAGCAGCCUGCUGCACUGGCUGCACUGGCCCUAUUAGGCCACACCACUGGAGCCCAGUAAAAGCUGCUCUUUGGUUAAAAAUGCUCUCUCUCUCUCUCUCUCUCUCUCUCUCUCUCUCUCUCUCACACACACACACACACACACACACACCACACACCACAGACACAGAAAUGUAUCAUAUACACCCUACAGACACCAGACAUAGGCAUACAUAUAUGCACCCCCAUACACAGAGACACAGAUACCAUAUACACAUACAUACCACAGACACUCUACAGCACAAACAUACUAUAUAUCCCCGCACACUAAAUUAAUGUAAUCUUUAAAAAAAGAAAAGAAAAGAAAAGAAAACCUAUCACCUCACUCAAAGAACUAUAUUCCAGGAGACAGCCCCUUCCUCUCCUUUUCAGACUUGAUCCUGUCCUACACAGACAGACCUUUAUGGAAUGUGGGCCAAGGGCAGAGUAGCCCAAAAACCAGACUUUUGCACCCAUUCCCAUGAAAAUGAAAUCCAUCAUCUUUUAAUAUCUUGAGCGUUCUCAGAGGACCGAUGGGACUCCAGGUAGAAGGAUAAAAAGGAAAGGGCUUGCUGGGAGUAUAACUCAGUUGACAGAAAUGCCUGCCCUAUAUGAACAAAGUCCUGGGUUUGAUGGUGGUGCAUACAUCUGUAGUCUCAGCACUCAGGAAGUAGAGACAGAAGGAUUACAAGUUCAAGUUCAUCCGUGGCUACAGUUAGUUUGAAGCUAGUCUGGGUUAUAUGAGAGACCCUGUCUCAAAAGAAAAAAAAAUGAUUGGAGAGCUGGCCCAGAGAUUACGAGCAUUGGCUGUUCUUCUAGGGGACCCAGGUUCAGUUCCCAGCACCCACAUGGCAGCUUACAGCUGUCUUUAACUCUAGUUCCAAAGGAUCUGACACCCUUACACAGACACACAUGCAGGUAAAAUACCAACAGGCAUAAAAUAAAUAAGUUUAACAAACAAACAAACAUAAAGUUAAAAAAAGGCAUACUGCUCUUCAGAGGAUCCAAAUUCAGUUCUCAUCUCUCAAGUCAGGUACUUCAUAACCAUCAGUAAGUCCAGCUUCAGGGAGAUCAUCCUCUGUGGGCACCUGCACUUACUUUUGCGUGCGUGCGUGCGCGCGCACACACACACACACACACACACACACACACACACACACACUACACUACACUUUAUAAAAUAAAGCAUUUAAGAACAACAAGAAACAUGCCAGAGAGAUGAUACCAAAAAAUGUUUGCCUUGCAAGCACAAGGGCCAGAGUUACUCCCCAGAAAACAUCUUUAAAAGUCAGGUGUGGGGGCUAUACAGAGAAACCCUGUCUCAAAACAAAACAAAACAAACAAACAAACAAACAAAAACAAAGCAAAAGUCAGGUGUGUGGUACAAUGUGGUAGCUUUAACUUUUGAUUCAAGCACUGGCAAAAUAGGGACAGGCAGAUCUCUGUUAGAUUGAGGGUAUCCUGAUCUGUACAGUGACUCUUUCUAAAAAACACACACACAAACAAACAAAACCAAUAUGGUGGACUUUUUACAUGGUGGAAGGUAGAGGGAGGCAGAUUCCUGGGGGGGUCACUAGCCACUAGCCUAGGUGAGCUCUAGUCCAGUAAGAGAUGUCUCAAAAAAAAAAAAGUUAGCUGGAAAUAAAGACUGUGGACUUGGGGGUGGGACGGUGCUGGUACAUGCCUUGAAUCCCAGAACUUUGGAGGCAGAGGCAGGUGAAUUUCUCUGAGUUUGAGGCUAGCCUCAGCUACAUAGUAAGAAAUUGUCUCAAGAAAAAAAAAAAAGAAAAGGGUGGGGUAGAGAACAGAAGAGAAACAACAGACAACUACUGUGUGAACAACAACUGAGGUGGAUCUCUGGCAUCCACACAUAGAUGCACACACAUACAUGGACAUGAAUAUAUAUACAUACAUGAGACAAACACUUGACAUUCCUUCCUUCAUAAUUUUUUUUCCUUCAUAAUUUUUUAGUCCGUGUGUUAUUUUUAGUUGAGUGUUACAUAACACCACAUUACACCCAAAAGCCUUUAAUGCUUCCAUGGUGCUAUAAACAGAGUCAUAAAGGUUUCCCUUUAGGAAAGAAUCAAGGCAUUCCAAUGUUCUAAGUUACACAGGACAACAAAGCCAGUGCCUUUAAUGCCAUAGGAAGGAUCACUCAUGUGGGGCUGGCACGAUGGUUUGGCAGGGACUAGGUGGAGGAUGAGGGUAAACUCAGCCAAGAAGACACACUAGAGACACUUCCGGCUCGUACUGGCACUUCUAGAACGCUGCGAGAGCCCUCCGAGCGAGGCUCCCGAAAGUCCCCGGAAUUUCCUCUUUCUCCAACCUCAUUGGCCUUAGCCUUUGAU